UGACAUUUCAUGUGUCAGUGUCACUUGAUACUGUGUCAAAUACAUCACCGACCGUACAGUGAACAGAAUCAACAAUUUGCAGAAAAUAAUACGUAACAAGAGAAGACCAAGAUUCGGUGUGAUAUAUGUUUUUAUUUCACUUUAUUCUACUCAUUUAGUAGAUUCAGUAUAGCAAAUAAAUAAUACUAACAAUUUGAUUGUAUCACAAGAUCUUAUCACGAAUCAUAUUGUUGUGGGGACCUUAUGGCGUAGUCGGGCCAUAGUUUAAUUCUGAGUUGCACUGGUUUAAAGUCUGUGGUGAUUUAAUAUUGUGAAACUCUACUAUAUUAUAAUAGAACGAAAAUGUUUUUAAAAUCAAGACAAGUAAUUAAACUAGGCUAUCAAAAUUACUGCCUCCUGAGCAGUAAACUAUACAGCGCUCGAAAGGCAGUUGCAUCUGUUUCAUCAGAAGGAAUUAAUAUAAGCGACAGUUGUGUACAAAGGCUAAAACAGUUGUGUACUAACGAAGACAGUUUCCUGAGAGUGUUAGUGGAGAGUGGUGGCUGCUCUGGAUUUCAAUACAAAUUCGAUUUAGAUACCAAAAUAGCUGGUGAUGACAAAAUAUUCGAAAAAGAUGGUGUCAAAGUAGUUAUAGACGAAACCUCCUUGGAUUUCAUCAAAGGUUCAACUGUAGAUUACCAUACAGAGCUCAUCAGAGCAGCUUUUAGAAUAACACAAAAUCCAAAUGCUGAGUUAGGCUGCUCAUGUGGUGCUAGUUUUUCUGUAAAACUAGAUUAAAUUGUGAAAACUAGAUCAAUGAAUGAAACCUACAACUGUGUUACCAGUGAUUUCAAAAGGUAUGCUCACAAUAUGAGAAACUAAAACCCAUACUGUUUUUUAAUACCUAAAUAAGCUAUACGAAGGCUAUAUGAAAACCAAAAUUGUAGAUUUUGUAUAUAGAUAUUAAAGUUACUUUAUUAUAUGGCUUACAUGUUAAUAAUUUUUU
Molecule: messenger RNA, 985 nt
Organism: Spodoptera exigua (beet armyworm)
Lineage: Eukaryota; Metazoa; Arthropoda; Insecta; Lepidoptera; Noctuidae
Source: the annotation of a GenBank genome assembly